ACUCUGUCACAGUACAGAAGCGCAACAGACACGACUCAAGCGAAAUGGAUUUUUAUCGAAGCAGCAAAACAAAUCAAAUGGAUUAUAAUGGCGAUGGCCGUGACUCCAAGACAGGGAAAAUGCUCGCGAGCACCGAUGACCGUCUCGACAGCGGUUUGGAUUCGCUCAAAGAGGAUGAAUACGCGGAUGUGGAGUGCGCUUUCGAUCGGUUGAAAGUGGACGGCGAGAGGCAGGAGGACGUUGACUGCGAGCCCUGGAUGAAAUAUCUCACAGAGGACGGAGACACGUAUCUGCACCUUAGUGUCAUACACGAGGCCCAAGAUGCUGCAUUGAAGAUGAUUGAUUUAUCCAAAGGUGGAGCCUUCCUCAACAUACAGAACAACCAAAGACAGACCUCCCUGCAUUUGGCCGUCAUCACAGAGCAGCCCCUUAUAGUAGACCGGUUACUUAAAUCCGGCUGCGACGCAUCCCUGGUUGAUGACCACGGAAACACCGCCCUUCACAUCGCCUGCAGAACGGGCUCUCUGGCCUGCUUCAGUCUCCUAACACAAGGCUGCCCGCAACAGCUACCAGCCAUCUUACAGACACCGAACUUUAACGGUCAGAAAUGCAUACACGUGGUCACCACCCAAGGUUACCUGUCAUUAGUCGAAAACCUUAUCCAGCUUGGCGCAGACGUCAAUGCACAGGAACAGUGUAACGGCCGAACCGCCCUUCACUUAGCCGUCGACCUGCAGAACUUUGAGUUAGUUCGCCUUCUAGUCAGCAAAGGUGCUGAUGUUAACAGUUUAACGUACGGCGGUCACACGCCUUAUCACCUGACCUACGGCCGGACGAACGGAGACAUCCAGAAAGUCCUGUAUGAGCUCACCUCAUCACACUUAAGGGAACUUCCAGAUAGUGAGUCAGAGGACAGCGAUGAAUAUUGUGAAGACUCGGAUGAUGGCGAGAUAUAUGAUGAUAUCAAAGUGAUGGGGCAGUAGGAAUGUGCAGAAGGACUUCCAGAUUUCUGUGAAAUGAGAAGCAGGACAGUUCUCGCUCGAGGAGCACGGGAACGAGUUCACAGUGAGGCUCGCAAACGGCCCUCGGUUGGUUGGCAGUUCAAGCGAAAGACUGAUCUAGAGGGAGCCCAGGAAAAGAAGGUUAUUUGUGGGUGUAUCACCAGACCAUGUUAGAGGAACACUGGACGGAAGCCAACAAAUGUACCUUUGGCUCUAUGUUGGAACGUAUCUCCAGCUCAAAUCAGCAGCUGUUUGUCUAUUGUACUGUGAUGUGUAAAAUAUUGUGUAUACAGACAGAUUUAUUUUUAUAACAACAUGUAAAUGUGUACAUACGUUGAAAAGUUUUCCUGUUGUAGAAAGACAUAACAUGCGUUAAAUUAAAACCUUGACAACUUCA
Triplophysa rosa is the source of this 1398-nucleotide messenger RNA. RefSeq names its product nuclear factor of kappa light polypeptide gene enhancer in B-cells inhibitor, alpha b (gene nfkbiab). Gene Ontology annotation, molecular function: protein binding. The transcript has 6 exons. The record is from RefSeq and is a predicted model, not a curated record. Lineage: Eukaryota; Metazoa; Chordata; Actinopteri; Cypriniformes; Nemacheilidae. The coding region runs from base 45 to 983 and encodes 312 amino acids.